AUGAUUACAGUGAGUGACAGUUGCUUCAGGAACCUUGCAGAAGAUCGCAGUGGGAUAAACCUUAAAGACCUCAUCCAGGAUCCUUCCUUAUUAGGUGGAACUGUAUCUGCAUACAAGAUAGUGCCAGAUGAAAUAGAAGAAAUCAAGGAGACACUGAUAGACUGGUGUGAUGAAAAAGAGCUCAACUUGAUUUUAACAACUGGAGGAACAGGAUUUGCACCAAGAGAUGUUACACCAGAGGCUACUAAAGAAGUAAUAGAACGUGAGGCCCCAGGAAUGGCCUUGGCAAUGCUGAUGGGAUCACUUAAUGUUACACCUCUGGGCAUGCUCUCUAGACCUGUGUGUGGAAUCAGAGGGAAAACUCUCAUAAUUAACCUUCCAGGUAGCAAGAAAGGAUCACAGGAAUGCUUUCAAUUUAUACUACCAGCCCUACCUCAUGCCAUUGAUCUUUUACGGGACGCCAUUGUAAAAGUAAAAGAGGUUCAUGAUGAACUUGAAGAUCUACCUUCACCACCACCACCUCUUUCUCCUCCUCCAACCAUCAGCCCUCACAAGCAGACAGAAGACAAAGGUGUACAGUGUGAGGAAGAGGAGGAAGAGAAAAAAGAUAGUGGUGUUGCUUCAACAGAGGAUAGUUCCUCCUCGCAUAUAACUGCUGCAGCCAUUGCAGCAAAGAUUCCAGAUUCCAUCAUAUCUCGUGGCGUUCAGGUGCUUCCACGAGACACAGCCUCACUUAGCACUACCCCUUCAGAAUCCCCUCGUGCCCAAGCUACUUCUCGCCUCUCUACUGCUUCCUGUCCCACACCAAAACAAAUUAGACGCCCGGAUGAAAGCAAAGGAGUUGCUAGUAGAGUUGGAUCCCUCAAAGCUCGGCUCCCUUCGUGCUCAUCCACCUAUAGUGUUUCUGAGGUCCAAUCCAGGUGCAGCAGUAAGGAGAACAUCCUCCGAGCCAGUCACAGUGCCGUAGACAUUACAAAAGUAGCAAGAAGACAUCGUAUGUCUCCAUUUCCAUUAACAUCUAUGGACAAAGCCUUCAUUACAGUUCUGGAGAUGACUCCAGUGCUUGGAACAGAAAUAAUCAAUUAUCGAGAUGGAAUGGGCAGAGUCCUUGCCCAAGAUGUUUACGCAAAAGACAACCUUCCACCUUUUCCAGCUUCAGUAAAAGAUGGCUAUGCUGUCAGAGCUGCUGAUGGACCAGGGGAUCGUUUCAUCAUUGGGGAAUCCCAAGCUGGUGAGCAACCAACUCAAACUGUAAUGCCUGGUCAAGUAAUGCGAGUUACAACUGGUGCUCCAAUACCCUGUGGUGCUGAUGCUGUGGUGCAAGUGGAAGAUACAGAACUUAUCAGGGAAUCUGAUGAUGGCACUGAAGAACUUGAGGUACGCAUUCUGGUGCAGGCUCGACCGGGUCAAGAUAUCAGGCCUAUAGGACACGAUAUUAAAAGAGGUGAAUGUGUACUGGCCAAGGGAACCCAUAUGGGCCCAUCAGAGAUAGGUCUACUAGCAACUGUUGGAGUAACCGAAGUUGAAGUUAACAAGUUUCCAGUAGUUGCUGUAAUGUCUACAGGGAAUGAAUUAUUGAAUCCUGAAGAUGACUUGUUACCAGGAAAGAUUAGAGAUAGUAAUCGUUCUACUCUUUUAGCAACAAUUCAAGAGCAUGGAUAUCCGACAAUCAACCUGGGGAUUGUAGGAGAUAACCCAGAUGAUUUACUUAAUGCCUUGAAUGAAGGAAUAAGCCGUGCUGAUGUCAUCAUCACAUCAGGGGGCGUGUCAAUGGGAGAAAAGGACUAUCUUAAACAGGUGCUGGAUAUUGAUCUUCAUGCCCAGAUUCAUUUUGGCAGGGUUUUUAUGAAACCAGGGUUACCUACAACCUUUGCAACCUUGGAUAUUGAUGGGGUAAGAAAAAUCAUCUUCGCGCUCCCAGGGAACCCUGUGUCAGCAGUUGUUACCUGCAAUCUUUUUGUUGUCCCAGCACUGAGAAAGAUGCAAGGAAUUCUGGAUCCUCGUCCAACUAUUAUAAAAGCCAGGUUAUCAUGUGAUGUAAAAUUGGACCCUCGUCCAGAAUACCAUCGGUGCAUACUGACUUGGCAUCACCAAGAACCACUGCCUUGGGCACAAAGUACAGGGAAUCAGAUGAGCAGUCGUCUGAUGAGUAUGCGCAGUGCCAAUGGACUGUUGAUGCUACCUCCAAAGACAGAGCAGUAUGUGGAACUUCAUAAGGGAGAGGUGGUUGACGUCAUGGUCAUUGGAAGACUAUGAUGUUACCAGCAGGAGAAAAGUUUUGAUGCAUGUCCACAUAUCAUUGACUGUAUCCUGUAAUAUGCAACGGCACAGCUAGUUUUUCUGAAUUGGAUAAAAGUUGAUCAGUAUAAACACCUUGAACUAUAUUUCAAAUGGAUUUAAAUAAAUACCUUUUAAAAAAAACUUCAAAAACAAAUCUUAAAAGAAUUUAUUCUGAUUAUAUCAAAGCAACUUUUUCAUUUCUUGCAAUUGCUUUGUGUGUUCAAUGCUAGUUCCAAUAGCAGUAGCUUUUAGUAGACAGCGGUAGGUGCCUGCAGAACUUGUGUUUUUUCUCAUCUUUAAGAUUCAACUACUUAUGCUCUUAAAACAAGGCUGUCUGCUUAUUUAUACUAGUGUAGACAACACUUGGAUUUUCCCUUAUUAGUAUGCUUCAUAACUGCUUCACCGAGAGCUUCUGCUUGUUCUUUAUCGUAUCUCGUGUUGAUGUGCACAGUGCCAAAAGCAGAGUGGCUGCACUGGGAACCCGAUCAAGCCCCAAGGUUUUCCUCCUUGCUGCGCGUUCAGGGAUACCUGUCAUCCCAGCAGCCACCCAGCUCAGUACUAUUGGGCAGUAACUGGAUACCUUUUGUUUAAACAAACAACAACAAAAAAUUGCUUCCUUAAGUGCUGACAGCCUUUUUAACCAAUACAUUUAAAAUGUACAGAAUUAAAAUCUUAAAAAAAAAAAAUCAAAGACUGAUCUUGUACAGAUAUUAGUGUUACCAGCAUUCAUGUGGAAAUUAAAUAAGAAAUAAAAACUAAUGUUAAACAACUCUGUACCAUAACAUUUUCUGUAAUGAUACUGAAAUUUAAAUGAAUAAAAAAAAAUCCUGAAUCAUUA
Molecule: messenger RNA, 3118 nt
Organism: Protobothrops mucrosquamatus (brown spotted pit viper)
Lineage: Eukaryota; Metazoa; Chordata; Lepidosauria; Squamata; Viperidae
Gene: GPHN
Product: gephyrin
Exons: 24
Coding region: 1-2256 (751 amino acids)
Biological process (GO): glycine receptor clustering; Mo-molybdopterin cofactor biosynthetic process; molybdenum incorporation into molybdenum-molybdopterin complex
Cellular component (GO): dendrite; postsynaptic specialization; cytosol
Molecular function (GO): molybdopterin molybdotransferase activity
Source: RefSeq, a predicted model, not a curated record